UAUAUUUCAUUAUGAACCUCUACCCUCUGAAAGAUAUCGAAAAACAUUCAAUAUCCAAGUCAAGGUCUGGUGUCAUCUGGCAUUGAAAAUAUUCUACGCUCUGCCAUAAUAAAUUGAGACGAUCUGGUAUCCCCACUAUUACAACUUUCCAGGAAAUUGUGCAAUUUAUAUUACGCAACGCUGCAUUGGUUAUACCAAUCCAGUUUACGGAAGAUUAUAUAGAAUAUUAGAGAAGAUAUUGUUAUAUUACAGCGAAGCGAAUGCACGCUGUGUGAAUAGUAUAUCUAAUAAAAAUACGCGUAGGAUAACAAAUUGUGCUACAAGAUUAUCUAAGCGCUUUUAAAUUUGCAUCCAUGGUGUUUGUCAAUGUAAAGCAUUUCUAAUCGAUUUGUAUCUGAACUUUUUUGUUAUUUAAUUGUUGGCUUCUUCAGGAAAAGGAUGAACGGAUUUCCCGUAAUUGUGCAACCACAAGAGCCAUUGAAAAGCAUCCGCUUUGAUUGUCGAGGAGCCGUGUAACCGGUUUUCGAACGUAACAGUUGUGCGCCCGCGAAAAGCGUUAAACCGUCAAACGACAGGCGCUCAGUUAUAGUUCACUGGCUGUGAAAAAUGGCGGCCAGUGUUGGUCGCUUGUAGAGUGUGUGAGAUUGAUCAUUUAUUAAAUAAUUUCAAAUGUGUGGAUCGUCAGAUAUUUUUUGUUUUUAAACGAUAUCUAGUGAUAUAUUUAACGCGGUGUCUUGUUCUACAGUGACUGUUAUAUGCGAACAGGAUCGAUUGACCGUGAAAAGUAUUUUUCUUGGCGGCUCCUUUGACAGAUCCACUCUAGACUUGGAUCUUAUCGUAAUCUUAUUUAUUAUUUUACGAGACUAAUUUCUGCCACUUAUUACAAGUGUAACCAAUAAUUAUAGAAUUUUAAUCUGUAUAAUUAUUUAUACGCUAAGUCAUUAUAUGAUAUGGUUCAUGCUUUUGGUUUUGUUUAUUAAAGAACUGUGACAGUGAUACACUGUUGAUACUCAGUAUAGAGAUUCAGUUAUGGAAAAAUUAAAAAUGUGACUGAGGGAUAUUUGUAUUAUAUAUCAAAUGUGCAUACCUAGUGUGAUUGGUAUAUACAAUGAAAUAAUGAGUGAUAAACUUUAUAUUUGGCAAGAUAGCAAGAAGCUUUUUUGGAGUCAUCAACGCAACUUUGGUGGUUAUUUCUUUGAAUAUCUCUGAAAUAUAUUGCAGGAUGGAGGAUUAUACACCAGUGGACGAAGACUUUCCUGGACGUUUGCUUCAUCAAGCUGCACUCUGGGAUAACGCUGAACUCCUCGAGGAUCUUUUGCAUGGUGAGCAUGCCCAGUAUACGAAUAGUCAGGAUUCAUGGGGACGUACUCCACUCCAUGCUGCUGCCAUAACUGAGAACUCUCGAUGUCUGGGUGUUCUUCUCUCUGCUGGAGCUAAUCCCAAUAUACCAUGUGGUCCACGGGGUCAUUACCGUACUGCAUUACAUAUUUGUGCUGAACAUGGACACCUUUCUAAUGUUGAAAAGCUGCUGGAAUUUAAUGUCGACUUGACCUUACAGGAUAACAAUGGUCUGACACCAUUGGAUAUUGCAGAAAAGAGUGAACACACCAAUUGUACCAACUUGCUAAAACUUGCAGCAGAGAAGUAUGAACUAGCUAGGCUUGCAGCACAUGCAUCUUUACGUGCGGCAUGCAUUCAGGGUGAUACAAUAGCAGCUAGAACUGUUAUCCAGAAUUUAUCAAAUGACCUAGAAUGUGUUAUAAACAUGGCACCAAAUGGUGCAAACACUUUGCUGUUUGUAGCCUGUGAAAUGGGCCACAAGGACAUUGUACGACUUCUUCUAGACCAUGGUGCUGAUUGCAGGAUACAUCCAGUCACCAAAUACUCACCACUCUACAUAGCGUGUUACAAUGGAAAACUGGAAAUUGUAGAGCUUCUCCUACGACAUUUCCCCAAGCAGAUUCAAUCUGUUACUGUGGAAAGGUGGCUGCCAAUUCAUGCUGCAGCUAUAAACGGCCAUGUCCCAGUUAUAGAAAUUCUUCUGAAAUUUGAUUAUCCUCAACAUCUUCUUCAGCGUUACAAGGAUCCUAGUGGUGAAUUUGAGUAUGAAAUGCCCUUUGACAUUAACACUCAGGAUUUUACUGGCCAGAGUGUUCUCUACAUAAGCAGCAUGCUGGGAAAUGUGAAGAUAGUUGAGUUACUUCUAUGUCACAAAGUCAAAGCUAAAAAGAUUAAUGAAGAUGAAGUGACUAAUACUCAACCUUUAUCAACAUCCAAAAGACGAAUAUCAAGUGGUAUACAGAGACUCAUGUCUAGCUUAAAUUUUCGAUCUAAAUCUUUCGAAAAAAAGGAUGAUAAUUGCGUAUGUCCUUUGAAUUUAGAUUUAUAUUGCGUUAAUAACACUGAGACAUCAUUGCAUGCAGCUGUCAAGGCCAGGCAUACUGAGGUUGUUUCAGCUUUAUUGCAGGCUGGUGCCAAUCCCAAUUUACCUGUCAAAGUGUCCAAUGACCAAAGUGAUCCUGAGGUGAACUACUCAACCGUAUUGACAAUAGCAUGCCAAAAUCGUGAUGUCAAAAUCGCUGAUCUUUUAUUGAAACAUGGAGCCAUUGAUAACGAAUGCAAGGCUCUGAAGAUUGCUGCUCAGAAUAGAGAUGAAACACUAACUGCCAAAUUGCUGUCAAUCAAGGCACAUCCUGAUUCUGAGUACAAAAUCAACAAAAAGGCCAUGACAGAAAGUACCCAGACAUCGUCUCAUUUCUCAGCACUGUCAAACUUUGGUAAUGUAACUUACUCAGCAUUGUUUCCUAAUACACCGACUAUGAUCAACUGGCAUGAUCAACAGUGUAGAUUGUCGCAGAUCAGAUCGCAGUGGCUAGUGGACGCUGUGCUUCAUGUGAAUAAGAAACUCAACUCCAAAAACAACGAACUGGUUCUGUAUGCCAUAACUAGAAUCGACAUAUCCCAUAAUUCAAUUACCUCGGUGCCGUCCAUGAUUUUCUUUCUUCAAAGUCUCAGGUAUUUAAAUAUGGCGCAGAAUAAGAUCGACAGUCUAGUAGCAGAAAGUAAAAAUCCUAAAGAUAAGCUAUGUCCUGUCUUGGAAGAAAUGUAUCUCCAGGAUAACCGUCUCGAAUAUCUUCCCGAAUUCAUAAUGAACCUGCCAGCUCUAGAAAUCAUGGAUGUGUCAAAUAAUAAGCUUCAGUGUCUACCUGAUAAUCUGUGGAGGGCACCCAAAUUAAAGGAACUGAAUGCAUCCUUCAACCUUUUACGUGAUCUACCUAGUCAAGUAUCACAAAACAUCACUAGGAAGCCGCAGCGCGAGGAUUCAAUAAGUAACAGUCCAAGUAGUCGUAGUCUAACAUCACAAACUCAGAUUGGUAUGCCUAGGGAUGAUUCAGUGGAGUUCGAAUCAUUCACGAAGAUCGCCAACGCCCAAGUCAUCGAAAUGGAACGACCUCACCUGUGGACCGGUUCCGUCGAGGUCUCAGAGAAGCUGUCCGAAGAUAAUGAACCUGGCACAAGGUCUGUCCUGAGCUCACUCAACUUGGCACAUAAUCUUUUCAACAGCAUCCCCGUAUCGCUACCGUGCCUGGCGGUUAGCCUAGUGAGGUUGAACAUGGCAUAUAACUCCCUGAGGUCCAUGAGCCACAUCACGUCGUAUCCAGCUAGUCUAAAACAAUUGGACCUGUCGAACAAUCAAAUCUCAUGUUGGCCCAGUUUGCCUCAGGUCGAUGAUGGUGCUGACACUAUGGAACAGGCUGCUACUGCUUGCUACUGUCCUACUACCAAUGUUCAGUCACCAAUAGUUCCUAGUAAUAGACAGACUAUUCAAUCACUACGCGAUGUCGUACUUAUGUCAGUGUGUACUCAUAGACGUCACCUGAGACUGGAGAACCUAAGAACGCUGGUCCUCGCCAAUAAUUUGUUAACCAGGAUUCAGUUAACUUCUGUGGAUGAUGGUGAGAUGCCUAAUCUUGAGGAAGAGUCCAUCGACAAGGAUACCAAGAUCUCUUGUACUGGUUCGAAGUUAUACCUAUUAUUCCCUAAUGUUAGUAUGUUGGAUGUUAGCAACAAUCAGCUGCGGGAUAUACCUCAGAAUAUCUACGAGCUCAACAACCUCUCGGUGCUUAACAUAAGUGGAAAUACUGAUAUCACGGAGCUACCACCGCAAAUGGGGCUGCUAUCUCGACUCUGGAACUUAAAUACUCAAGGUUGUAGACUACAGGAACCAUUGAAGUCUAUGAUCGAUUCGAAGAAGUACAAAACUAUGGACGUGAUUGGCUAUCUAAAGUCAGUGUUGGAAGAUGCAAAACCAUAUGCUAGAAUGAAAUUAAUGAUAGUGGGUAUUCAAGGUAUCGGUAAGACCAGCCUAUUAGAACAAUUGCGGCAAGAAGGCGAAGUGCCGAACAAGAAAAAGGCAUCCGAGCACUGGGCGAAGAGGAUGGGUAACAAGAACAUCAACUCCAAGACAGCACGCGGUACAACCAUUUCGACAGUAGGAGUAGACAUUGGUGACUGGCUCUAUGAGAAGAAGGUUCGAGGUCAAUCACCUCAUGGAUCUGUAUAUUUCAGAACCUGGGAUUUUGGUGGCCAGAAAGAAUAUUAUGCAACUCAUCAGUAUUUUUUGUCUAAGAGAAGUUUGUAUCUUGUCGUCUGGAGGAUCACCGAUGGUUUCAAGGGCGUCUCUGAGAUAUUUCAAUGGUUAGUGAAUAUUCAAAGCAGGGCGCCGAAUUCACCGGUCAUCAUCGUAGGCACGCAUUAUGACAUGUCGGCUGAUCAGAGUGAGGUACUUCAGCAAUAUAUACGUGACAAAUUCAUCAAUGUUGUGGACGCUGAGAAAUGCGGCCUCCCGAAGGUCAUGGAAACUAUCGAGGUUAGUUGCAAGACCAGACACAAUAUAAAGAUGUUGUGCAACCUUAUUUAUGACGUUGUCUUUAGCCUACGUUCACCAGGUAGCAAGGAGCUUCUUUUGGAACAACGUGUUCCAGCUAGUUAUCUAGCUUUGGAGGAUGUGGUAGUACAACUUGCACACGAUCGGAAACUUUCCGGCGCAGAUCCAGUUUUGAAAGCUGAUCAGUAUUAUGCUGCUGUGAAUAACGAACUUCAGAAGUUACACAGAUCCUUUAGGGAUCCCGCCGAACUUCAUCAAGCUACUUUGUUCCUUCAUGACAAUGGAAUCAUUUUACACUACGAUGAUGCUACCUUAAAAGAUUUGUACUUCCUGGAUCCACAGUGGCUCUGUGAUAUGUUAGCACACGUAGUCACUAUACGGGAAAUCAAUCCAUUCGCCAGGUCAGGAAUUAUGAAGUUGGAUGAUAUUCAACAUGUCUUCAAGUCUUCCACCAUGUCCAGCAUAGAUACCCAAGGAUACAUUGUAAGUUUGUUGAAUAAGUUUGAGGUUGCCCUGACAUGGGAUUAUAGAACCUUGUUGAUACCAUCUCUACUACCAACUGAAGAAGACAUUUUGAGGAAUAAUCAGACGAUCAAGAUUCCCGUCAAGACCAGGAGUUGGCACGUACGCUCAAAGAAGAUCACAUCUCCUAUGUUCACAUUUCCUAGUGCUACUUCUUCCGACCGAGCUAAUUCUGAAUGUGUCCUCACUUCGAGACCACAGCCUGAUUGCUCCGUAUGUAGACUUCUGCUGAUGUCCUACUUUCCAAGUGGUUUCUGGUCUAGACUUAUCACCAGAAUACUUGCUGACGACGCCAUAGUCGAGAUCGUCAUGUCUUUCUUGGCGCCUUUCAAGGACUUCGUUGAUGACAGGAUUUUCGCCAGUCUCCUGGACACUCAUGCUGAUUGGGUACUUUGGCAGACUGGUAUAGAACUACGUUACGCUGGUAUCACCCUCUUGCGUCUCAAAGAAGUUAACAAUAAUCUUAAGAACUCACCUUACGAUUACAGGCAGUUCAAAUUCAAAUUGAAGCAGGAUGGCAUCUGGUGUACGGUGGAUUUGAAAAAUUCAGCGAUUCUUGAAAUCUGGUUCCCAGUUGACACCCUGGUUAUCAAACAGCCUAUAAUGUCUGACUCCGCUGACGAGGAUGAGCCAAUGGGAUACCAGGCAAUCGUCGUGGAACCACGUCCGGAGAGUAUGCCUCAACUACUAGCUCUCAUCGUGGAUCACAUAGACAUCCUCCUCGAAGAUUGGUAUCCAACUUUGGGCACACGUUUUGUUCACACCUCCGAAGGCAAACUUCUAGUCACCAGACUUAUACCUUGUCCAAGAUGUCUACUUAGCAAUUCCGAUUCUGAUACCGAUUCUAAUGAUCAAGAACACGUAGCUGAAGACAUCCAGAAAUAUUAUCUAAAUCGUGAAAGACAAAGUCAGGAUAGUUACAAGUCAGACGGCGAUAGUGGGGUCGGUUACGACAGCUCUACUUCGAGCAGAAUGCCAUCCUUGGAAGGACAUCCAGAUAUUUCUAGAACGAAUUACCAUUCGGAAGGUAUACUGGCCUACUCGUGGAUGGUUGAGGAAUGUAUAUUGUCUGCCUACAGUAAUAAGAGUAUCAUAUGCCCAAAACACUCCGACAUACCACUUUCUCAUGUUUCUCCGGAUAUAAUAUUUAUGGAUCUGGGUGCCAGGCAUUUGAUAAAACCAGAGGAUGUUAAGAGAGGUCGUAUGCUUGGUCGUGGCGCCUUCGGAUUUGUCUUCAAAGGCACUUGUCGUCUACCAGGUAGUCAUAUCAGAACCGACGUAGCCAUGAAGAUGUUGCAACCUGUACCACCAGGUCCCAACUCCAGACAAUCAGCUAUUCUUGCAUAUAAAGCUGCACAAAGUAAAUGGGAUCGUGAUCCACUUCAGUACGCUUGCAAAGCCUACUGUACUGCCAGGCAAGAAUUGAAUAUCCUUUUGACUUUAAGACAUGCCAAUAUAGUUCCUCUUAUCGGUAUUGUUAUCAGUCCUCUGGCACUGAUCCUUGACCUAGCUCCAGAAGGUGCCCUGGACAACGCCCUCAAGAACUACAGACGUUGUGGAGCCAAAUUAGAUCCUUCUACACUUCAGGCCAUCAUCCUGCAGGUAGCCAAAGCCGUAGAAUACUUACACCAGCAACACGUCAUAUACAGAGAUCUCAAGUCUGAGAACGUCCUGGUCUGGCAAAUGCCAGUACCAUUCCAAGAUCAUCCUGAACAUCCAGUCCACGUAAAAGUAGCUGAUUAUGGUAUCUCCAGACUGACAUUACCAUCUGGGGCAAAGGGUUUUGGCGGUACCGAAGGCUUCAUGGCUCCUGAGAUCAUCAAAUACAACGGCGAGGAAGAGUAUACCGAGAAAGUAGAUUCUUUCUCAUUCGGUAUGUUCAUCUACGAGCUGGUGACACUUCGUCAACCUUUUGAAGGUCAUGAAUCUGUUAAGGAAUGUAUAUUAGAAGGUGGCAGACCACCUCUGACCUAUAGAGAGACUUUGCAUCCUUGCUACGCACUUGAUCUUAUGGUGAUAUGUUGGUCUCAGAAUCCUAAAGACAGACCCACAGCCAGUCAGAUAGUCUCAAUUGCAUCAGCACCAGAGUUCACGCACUUGAUCGACGUGACCUUACUCACGGAAAGAACACAGGUUACAGCAAUAACUAUGACCUCCCGACCUUUAGAAGACAAUAUGAAUGGCGAUGAGAUUUGGCUAGGACAUAAUAAUGGCGAGGUCGAUAUGCUUCUGACAACUCAAAAAGGAUUUCUUCAGCAUGUUCGAAUCGAAACACCUGUAAUACCAUAUGCAAUGUGUGGUCUUGAUGGUUACAUAUGGAUAGGUGAUAAUACCGGUCAAAUUCAUGUCUAUCUGGGCAGCAACUUUGCUUGCGUUGGCAGCUUUCACAUGGAAAAAGAUCAUAAUAAGGAGUCAAAGGUCGUCGGUCUGAUACAUCUUGAACAAAUCAAGCAUUUUGCAGUGGCAUUACACAGUGGUCGACUCUACCUUCUAUCUAACACCUUCACCCAAAUGAAAAAGACGGAGAUAAACAUUGACCUGAUUGAAAACAUCAAAACCUACUCAUUGGCAGCUGUAUACAAGAAAAGACGCUUCUUGGAGCUUUGGGUGGGUCAGAGCUUUGGAAAAAUUUCCAUUUACGUUUUAAAGGAUGGUAACUUGGUCGACAGUACCAGCACGAUGCACGUUUCCGGUGAAACAGCCAGUAAAAAUCUCUUCGCCACGUACCUACUAAGUGCUGAUAAUUCUGUACUCUCAUACACGUAUCCUGGCUGCGUCGUAUAUCAAUGGGAUGUAGACACCAGGCAAAUAAUCAACAAGCUUGAUAUGUCUAAGCUGGUACCUUGUUCAGAGAGUCUUAAGUCGAUCUCCAUUGAGGAGAAUCUCACCACGGAAAAGUGUCAAGUCACCGCCCUGGAGACUUGCAUGAAUCAAUUGUACAUUGGUACUACAUGGGGAUGUAUCGUGGUAGCUGAAUGCAACUCUCUCAGACCAAUUACCGUCUUCAGACCCUUUGAGGGCAAAGUCUGCCAAAUUAUAUCCUUCAAAUCUGCCGACAAGAAGAAACUUAUCUUGGCUACAGUUGGUCAGGGCUAUAGAAGCCUCAUCUCCAGGUAUACUGACCUCCGCAUCGACAGUCUUGAAGACGAAGAUCUGAGACACAAUAUGUACACGUUACUUUGGAGAUCGGAACACUGGUCCGCAGCCUAAAAUUACACAGCAGGUUAAUCAUGGCGCCUAUCGCAAUAACCUUUAUUAAUAUCUCCUUUGUAAAAUCGCUUUUCGCUAUUAGCUGUUAGAACUUGUUUUGGCGAUUAGACCUUGCAGUGGCUGUUAGAUGCAAAUGACAUUGCAAGUGGGAUGUCCCUAUCUCGUACGAACGUGAUAAUCAAAGGGACGACUGGAAAUUAGAAACCUAUACGAACUCGCAAGCCUUGAUGGCCUCAUAUGAUACUCAUCAGUGAAGUUCAUUGUAUAUUCAUUUGAGGUAUUAUAACGGACUCGACAAUGAAUACUUUAUAUUCGUCCAUCAAUUGAGAUUACUCAUUAGAUUUAAUUCGUAUAAAAAUUCGCAAAUUUCUAAUUUUAAAUAUGAAUAGGUAUAUUUAUUAGGAUUAGUAGAGCGAAAUUGUUUCUCUCUAGAGUUGAAAAAAAAGUUCAUCAUGCUUACGACUGAGGUACUGCUGCUGCUUUAGAAAGUUUUAUUUUUUUUACUCCUUUGUCUUUUCUUGCCGUGUAGAACACCAAGUAUCGGAUCACAUAAUGUACAUCCGUGAGAAUGCUCUAUUUUAUUAUUUAUCAUUUAUCAUAACUCAUCACUUGGAUCAGGAUUUAGUAUUGCGCCCAGAUUGCCUAAUGUUUGUUACUUUACUUAGACUGACUUUCCUAGUGUUUAGGUAGUCAUAUCCUAUUUUUUAAAUAAUGUACAGUAAGAUCUCUCGCACUGUUGCGCUUUCGCAUAGCUAAUUUGGUUCUUGUUAAUAAAUUUGACCACCAAUGACAAUGGCAUAUAUACGUGAGUCCUACAAGAAAAAGGAGACAGACAAUACAUAAAUAAGCCGUAAAUUUCUGAACCAAUUUCGUAAACAAUAGGAAUAACAAGUUAUUGCAAUGAAAAAGUAACACUGGAAGAUAUCUUAUAGUGGAUUAUAUUAUACAUUAUGUUGUACUGUUUAUCAUACACAGAUAAGAUAAUUUUAAGACGUUUUACACAGAGCCUGACAUUCAAUUCUCUGGAAUACUGAUGCUGCUCUUAAACAUUGUGCAACUAUUGAUCUCUUUAAAUCAAUUAAACUUAUAAUUUUUUAAUAAUUACUACGUAUAAGUAUUAGAUUAGAGGACAGGAAGAAUUCUUAGAUUUCAAAUUUACACAUACAUCCUGGAUUAAAACUUAUAUUUAUACAUUAAAGUAGUCUAUAUCCAAAUUACAUAUAUGUCACACAAUAGUUUUGUCCAGGGCUUUUUCCAGUGGAGUCAGCGAAUAUUCAAUAACAUUAUAAUCUUUGUCAAUCAGAAAGUAGCCCUCAAAUUGUUCACCACGUAACAUAUACGGGAACCAGUAUGGAUCGUCUGGUAGCAUAUUGACAAAGGGUAUGUUAUUGAUGUCAUACCGUUCCGGCUGCAUUUCUAGAAAAUUAAAUCAAGAACGAUAGAAUUAAAUUUGGAAUUUUAUUCACUGCAUACGAGUAUUAAUAGAUAGAUGUUAAAGCAUCUAAGUGACUUUGCGUCCACGUUGAACUAUUUUGAAAAUUGUGAUACUCACGUAAUACUCUUUAACGAUUCUAAUUAUUUAUAUCAAUGGCAUUUUAGUGUUAGUGAUUAAUUUUUCUUAGUAAUUGUUAUUACCGUCGGAUUCCUGUAUUUAACCAGUAUACUCGCUGGUCACGUACACGUAGACUUUCACCACUGAUGGAUCGCCGACAGUUUGAUAUUUUAGGAGCCCAUUAUAAGUAAGAUUUUUUGCUAUCAGUCCGCAUUCUUCUUCUAGUUCUCUGUUGGGCAAAAAAAAAGUCAUAUAAAUUUUCCCUCGAUCAUAUUGGAAUUAGUGACUUAUUAUUAGCAUGUAGGUACUCAUACUUUUUCAGAUAUAACGUCAAUAAUUAGUUUAAGAAUUUACUUUGGCGUUCACUUUUGCAAAAGGUUGUUUUCGUUAUUUUUUUUUUUACAAAAAUUUUCCUCCCUAAUAAAUUAAUAUUAAGGCUACGUUUUCUCAUUGCUAACUUAUUAAUUGCCUUUCACUAACAUUUAUUCGAAAUACUUCAAAAUGAUACAUGUACAUAUAUACAUACUAGAAUAGGCAUAGGACGUAUAUCGUAUAUGUAUAAUAUAGUUAUUUCAAAUGAAUUAAUCAUUCAUUUGAAAAUUUGUCUAUUGACAUUCGGAAAUUUGUCUAUUAUUUCGGUCCAAUUACAUUGCAUUGUUCGCAAAACUGAGAAGAGAUCAAAUAAACUGUAAAUGAAAGAAAGUAUGUAAAGUACUGGUAAAAACGAGUACUGUACAUACAUAGUAUAUGAUCUUAUUGUGUGGUGGCUUAGCCCUAAGAUAGUCAUAACACUUAAUUAAUGUUGCUUAAUAAUGAUAAGCAGAUAAAUUCUUAUAGUCAUUAAUGUUUUGAUACCGUAGAUGUUAAUGACAGUUAAUAUUAAAUUUUUCAUCGAAUACGAAUAUUUGUUAAUCGUAUCGAAAUAUUGAUUUCCGGAUUUCAACAAUAUAUAGUGGAUAUAGUCAUUGUUGUUGGAUGUAUUUGUGAUAUUGUUGUUGUUGAGUUAAAUAAAAAUUGAAAGUCUCAAAUUGUCUGAUUAAACAAUAAUUGUACAGAUAACGUCAAAAGUGUUAAUUAUCAUUCUUUGUAUUUCGUAGAAAAUAAAAACGGAUUGGACGCUGAA
Cephus cinctus (wheat stem sawfly) is the source of this 11295-nucleotide messenger RNA. It is a transcript of the gene Lrrk, whose product is annotated as leucine-rich repeat serine/threonine-protein kinase 1. The record is from RefSeq and is a predicted model, not a curated record. Gene Ontology annotation, biological process: protein phosphorylation. Gene Ontology annotation, molecular function: ATP binding; protein kinase activity; protein binding. Bases 1223 to 8620 code for a protein of 2465 amino acids. NCBI's taxonomy places the organism in Eukaryota, Metazoa, Arthropoda, Insecta, Hymenoptera, Cephidae. The transcript has 2 exons.